This is a messenger RNA of Trachemys scripta elegans, 1232 nucleotides long. RefSeq names its product COMM domain containing 10 (gene COMMD10). The transcript has 7 exons. The record is from RefSeq and is a predicted model, not a curated record. Bases 1 to 693 code for a protein of 230 amino acids. NCBI's taxonomy places the organism in Eukaryota, Metazoa, Chordata, Testudines, Emydidae.
AUGGCGGAUUCAAAAUCUCCAGGAUUCAAAUCCUGUCCUUCCUGUGAGGCAGCCAUUCUCAUCAGUGAUGGACAUUCUACAGAUUCCGCCUUGGAAACUUACCUGAUCUCUUUCAUUUUAUUUAGCAUAAAAAAAGCAGUGUUGCUCAUUAACAUGAUAGACCCAGGCAAAUUUCCUCGAUUACUCUCCCGCAUCCUUCAAAAGCUUCAUCUAAAGGCUGAGAGCAGUUUCAGUGAAGAGGAGGAAGAAAAACUGCAAGCUGCGUUUUCAGUGGAGAAGCAAGAUCUUCAUUUAGUCCUUGAAACUAUAUCAUUUAUUUUGGAACAGGCAGUCUAUCAUAACCUGAAACCAGCUAUUCUGCAACAGCAGCUGGAGAGCAUUCACCUUGAUCAAGACAAAGCAGAAGCAUUUGUCAGUGCAUGGACUGCUGCAGGUCAAGACACAAUUGAAAAGUUCAGGCAGAGGAUUUUGGCCCCUCAAAAGCUUGAGACAAUUGGAUGGCAGCUUAACCUUCAGAUGGCUCAGUCCACCCAAGCGAAACUGAAAUCUCCUCAAGCUGUAUUAGAACUUGGAAUGAGCAAUGAAGAUUCAAAGAACCUGGAGAAAGUAUUUGUGGAAUUCAGUCAUCAGGAGCUGUUUGAGUUCUAUAACAAGCUGGAGACUAUACAAGCACAGCUGGAUUCCCUUACGUGAUGUUUUUGAAGACUUGUUUCUCCAUCGCACUCCUGCCACCUCAUUAUUUUGAAUUGAAGAUAGAUUGCCAAGCUGUGUUCGCUGAUGGAUUCAAUAGGUUGCUUCCUGUAAAAUUAUAUGGCUUAUCUCCUCUUAGACCAGUAACAUUAACCAAGGGGGAUCAUUGUUAAGAGUUCUGAGCUUCUAAUUGACUUUCUCUUGUUUUUGAACCAACAGAAUUUGUUAAGAACAGUGUUACUUGAGAAAAAAAUGUAAUACCAUACUGUUGGUUUAUAGUUCUUUUAUGCUUUAUUACCUGUGCUGUUUGAUUCAUUACAUGUCUGAUGGCAAUUCACAUACUAGUGAGGGAUAGGAAUAAAAUCUGUUUCAAAGUUAUUAGAAGAAUAUAAAAUUUAAGGAGUAACAUUAGUAGAAGUAGUCAAAAAAUAGACAGAAUUGUCUCCAUCCUUUUGAAUUUCUCCCUUCCCUCCCCCCCCCCAAUAGUGUUGAAUGCAAAAUAGCCAAAAUACAUAAAUACAAUAAAUAAAAAAUGAAAAAAG